Budorcas taxicolor (takin) is the source of this 3638-nucleotide messenger RNA. RefSeq names its product ATP synthase mitochondrial F1 complex assembly factor 1 (gene ATPAF1). The coding region runs from base 1 to 1050 and encodes 349 amino acids. The transcript is spliced from 9 exons. The record is from RefSeq and is a predicted model, not a curated record. Gene Ontology annotation, cellular component: mitochondrion. Lineage: Eukaryota; Metazoa; Chordata; Mammalia; Artiodactyla; Bovidae. Gene Ontology annotation, biological process: mitochondrial proton-transporting ATP synthase complex assembly.
AUGGAGCGGGCGCGCGGGCCGCGGGCCGAGGCCCACGCGCCUGGGGAGGAGGACGAGGAGGAGGAGGUGGGAACGACCAUGGCUGCCGCGGUGGCGGCGGCCGGUGGCGCGGGCCCGGCCGUCUUGCAGGUGGCCGGCCUCUACCGCGGCCUGUGCGCAGUGCGCAGCCGCGCCCUGGGCCUGGGGCUCGUGUCAGCCUCGCAGCUGCGCGUGUUCCCGGUGCGCCGCAGCUCGGGCCGGCCCGCCGGGGGAGCCGACGGCAGCGGGGUCGGGGACGAGCUCGAGGCCAACCCCUUCUACGACCGCUACCGCGACAAGAUCCAGCAGUUGCGCAGGUCUGACCCAGCUGCUUUUGAGUCCAGACUGGAGAAACGCAAUGAGUUUAGGAAGCAGCCAGUGGGGCACUCCAAGCAAGGUGACUUUAUCAAAUGUGUGGAACAGAAGACACUGGGGAAACAGCCUGUGAGCAGAGGAUUCACUAAGGACAAGACUCUCAGUUCAAUCUUCAACAUUGAGAUGGUGAAAGACAAAACUGCAGAAGAGAUAAAACAGAUUUGGCAGCAGUAUUUUGCAGCAAAAGAUACAGUCUACGCAGUUAUUCCUAAAGAAAAGUUUGAUUUGAUUUGGAACCGGGCUCAGUCCUGCCCAACAUUUCUCUGUGCACUGCCAAGAAGGGAAGGUUAUGAGUUUUUUGUCGGGCAAUGGACAGGUACUGAACUCCACUUCACUGCACUUAUAAAUAUUCAGACCCGAGGGGAAGCUGCGGCCAGCCAGCUGAUUUUAUAUCACUACCCUGAACUUAAGGAAGAAAAGGGCAUAGUGCUGAUGACAGCAGAAAUGGAUUCCACAUUUCUGAAUGUUGCUGAGGCACAGUGCAUGGCCAACCAAGUGCAGCUCUUCUAUGCCACUGAUCGAAAAGAGACGUACGGGUUAGUGGAGACCUUCAACUUCAGACCGAAUGAGUUCAAGUAUAUGUCUGUCAUUGCUGAGUUGGAGCAAAGCGGACUUGGAGCCGGACCGAAAUGUUCUCAGAACCAGAAUAAGACUUAGGGAUGUCAGGUUGGCUUACAGAGUUUUCUGCUCAGCCCUGGAUAGUACUGAGCCUACCCACCCCUUGAACUCUUGAAGGCUCAGUAUCUAUAAUGAGCUGUCUCUACGGAGUCACCCUGUGUGCUUGUUGCAAGAAGUAACGUGGAGGUGAGCCCUGUUACUUGAUAUUCAGGAACAAAGAUACCCAAACAUUCUGAUAACUGUCUCCCAGCAUACUUGAAGUUUCCUUUUCAAGUGUUUGAGGUCACAUCCAGAGACAAUCCGGGAUCCACAAGAUGGUUGACUUAAUUAUAUGCACUGUAGGAGUAUAUUUGUUCUCUGGCCAUUUUGACUGCACAGCUCCUAAUAAUUAGUUCCUCACCUUUAUAAACUGUGACAGGAUAAUAAUCUUGAAGACCUGCUGUCGUUAGACAUGGUCUUUGCAUACUCUUCCCACUUGGCUAGCCAAAGGCAUAACCCAGUUAGACUCUCGAACAACCACAUAUUGCCAUCAGGAUUAAGCGUCUAUCUCAAUGCUCCCAGAAUUGCUGUUAGUGUAGCUGGUUUGGAGUAUCAGCAGAUUUCAGGUAUAUUAAACGCACAGGUACAGUGCCUGCUGCCUGCAUAUUUUUAAACCAUAAUUUGUGACACCUGCUUCUCUAGCUAUUCUGCCUGUUGGAAGCUGUGUAUUCGGAGGGGCUAAAUUGGUGCAGUAUAAAUAAAUCAACUAUUUUGUAAAGAGAGGAUCAAUCCAGAUUUGCUUUUUGUUUUUUAAACAACUCUAAACCAUGCCAGUAUUAUAUUAAUAGAAAAAGUAGGUGGAAGCAAAUGUACCCUAUUGUGUGUGUGGGAAAAUGUAGCAAUAAAAUAAAGUCUGGCUUAUAAUCUUUGUUACACUAACUAGUGAAAUCUACACUUUGUGCUGUCCAUUGUGUCUGUACUGUGGGCUGAUCUCAUCAAAACUCAUCUUUGGACUCAGCAAUUGCUUAAAAUAACAAAAAAAAAAAAAAAGAAGCAGCAGCAGCUCUCUAGCACUGGAAACUCAGGUUUGGCUUAUGGUGUUCCUGUUGUGGCUCCAAGCUCAGUGAUAGAAGAGGGCGGCAGUAGCACACCAGACUUCUGAACACGAGGCCUCAGAGCACCCCCUACCCCACCACUGUUGCCAGCCACCUUUAUUACAAUGUCUUUCCUGUUCUUCAUCUAACACGUUCCACUUGGCUGCUCCUGCCAGUGGUCUGGCGGACAACGCUGAGCAUGGUGUGUGGGAAUAUAACCAGGAUUUGCAGUUUAUGUGUGUUUCAUUUAUUACUGGAGAUUUUUUUAUAGGUUGAGCUUGUCCCCAAGUCCUUUAAAUGGGAUUGGACUUCCCAUUAUUUUAUGAGCUGUGUUUCUUUUGUUGUACUUCUGAAUCUGUCUGUAGAAAGAGACAGAUUUGUUUGUUUAACUGGUCUUUCACAAUUUCUCUAAAGGUUGAGCUAUUUCCUAAUGCAGAUUCAGGCCUCUUGUCCUGACAUUUCUUUUUUCUGUUUUUGGUGGGGGAAACGAGUCUGGAUGUUUUGAUUCCCAAGAAUGUUUGCUGUUCAGUGGAAUUACUUUCAUAGAUAUGUUUCCUUUUCCCCUCCAGAUGGCCCCAGUCCGUAGCCUUAGUACCUUUCAUAACAUCUCUACCAGAAGAUGAGAAAAUGAUGAAGAAAUAAGUCGGAACUGACUGCUCAUUUUAUGUUCCUCCCAGCUUUGCCCUAAAUCCCCGGUUGCCAGAGAAGAGUCUGUCCAUGACCAGUUACAUCAGAUGUGAUCAAAGUACCCUCUGGUGGUUCUUUAUAUUUACCUAGCAAGAUCUGGCAAAGAAUGACAAGAAAAUAGUCAAAUUAAUCAGUCCCCUGGUAUAGUGUGGUGUUAUAAACGUGGACAGGCUUUAGAGUUAAGUGAAUCUGGGUUCAGUAUUGGGAUUCAUUAGCUCUAAAUGUUGAACAAAUUAUUUAAACUCUCUAAUUCUGUUUCUGCAUCUGUAUAAUGAGAAUAAUAGUAUCUACCUCAUGGGGUCAUUUUGAGAAUUACAUUAACUUAUAUAAAGAUUGUAGUAGAGCUUAAUAAAUGUCAACUCCCUUCUUCCCUACUUCACCUCUCACUAAAGACCCGCAAAUUAGUAUAGCCAAUGUGCAGAUCAUUCUUUUUUCCAGCCUUAUCUCACAGGUUCUCAAACUUUAAGUUGCAGUGGAAUUACCUAGAACACUUUAGAAUGUAGACUCCCAGGUCCCAAAUUCCAACCUGCUGAAGUGCUGGGAAUCUCUGUUUUAAUAUGUGCUCCAGAUGAUUCUGACGAAGAUAAUUAGCCAGUCACACUUUGAGAACCACUGCCUUAUCUAUUCUUCACAAAAAAUCCACAUUAGCCAGGUCUCUCUUUGCUGUGGACGUUAACCAUAGAAUCAGCUUCCUUGGCUCUUUGCCUCCUAUAAUGGUCCCCUCAGCAUACUCUACGUUAUAUUUAUUUAUGUAUAUGUCUUUUCCCCUCUAGACUGUGAGCUCCUUGAGGGCCAGGGGUUUAAUCUCCGUUUCCAGCAGCAAGGACAUGGCUUGGAACAUUGAAGAUACUCAGAUUUUUGUUAAAU